Messenger RNA from Knipowitschia caucasica, 1680 nucleotides. NCBI's taxonomy places the organism in Eukaryota, Metazoa, Chordata, Actinopteri, Gobiiformes, Gobiidae. The record is from the annotation of a GenBank genome assembly.
AUGGCCCAGACCCUCCAGAUGGCGAUCCCAAACUUCGGCAACAACGUCCUGGAGUGUCUGAACGAGCAGCGGCUGCAGGGGCUCUACUGCGACGUGUCUGUGGUGGUGAAAGGACACACCUUCAAGGCCCAUCGUGCGGUUCUAGCCGCCAGUAGUGCUUACUUCCGGGACCUGUUCAGCAGCAGCGGUGGUGGAGGGUGCUCUGCAGACGUGGUGGAGCUCCCCCCGGCCGUGCAGCCCCAAAGCUUCCAGCAGAUCCUGUCCUUCUGCUACACCGGCCGCCUCAGCAUGACCGUGGGAGACCAGUUCCUCCUCAUGUACACGGCCGGCUUCCUCCAGAUACAGCAGAUCAUGGAGAAGGGGACGGAGUUCUUCCUCAAGGUGUCCUCCCCCAGCUGCGACUCCCAGGGCCUCCAUGCAGAAGACACCCCCACCUCAGAGCCCCAGAGCCCCGUCACGCAGACCGGGAAUGGGGUGUCCCGGCCCGCCACCAGCCUCACCCCUCUACCUCUGGUGUCCCGGGUGAAGACGGAGCAGCCCGGCCAGCCUGAAGCCGCCGCGCCUUACUCCGUGGUCUGCACCCCAGUGGCCAAGCGGCUGUGGGAGGGGGGCAGCGCGCGAGACGGGGGAGGGAGCGGGUUUGGGUCAGGGGGCGGGGCCAGGAAAGCGGCUCGGUACUCCCAGGACGUGGUGAGGGGCAGUGCCAUCCAGAGUCCCGGCGCACUGGGACUGGCCAUGGGCAUGGGGGGUAUGGCGGUUGGAGGAGGGGGUCUAGGCAACGGGGGAUCCACUAAUGGCAACACGGCAGCAGGUCUGGGGAUGUCCGACGGAGCCAGCCCGGGAACCCUGAGCACCUAUGCCAGCGACUCGCCCAUCAGUUACCAUGACGACGAGGAGGAGGAGGAGGGCACGGACGAGAGCGCCGAAGAGCAGUACAGGCAGAUCUGCAACAUGUACACCAUGUACAGCAUGCUCAACAUGGGGGCCGCGGCCACCGGAGAGCGCGUGGAGGCCCUGCCAGACCACACAGAGACCCGCGGGCGCAUGAGGGGCCGGGACCUGACCUGCCUACCUGCUGAACUCAUCGCACAGAUCGGCAACCGCUGUCACCCCAAACUGUACGAGGAGGGGGACCCCGCGGAGAAGCUGGAGCUGGUCUCAGGUACGUCCGUGUACAUCACCCGCGCCCAGCUCAUGAACUGUCACGUGAGCGCGGGCACCAGACACAAGGUUCUGCUGCGGAGGCUGCUGGCUGCGUUCUUUGACAGAAAUACUUUGGCUAACAGCUGUGGAACUGGCAUCCGCUCGUCCACCAACGACCCCAGCAGGAAACCCCUGGACAACAGAGUGCUACACGCAGUCAAAUUUUAUUGCCAGAACUUCGCCACCAGCUUUAAGGAAAGCGAGAUGAACGCCAUCGCAGCCGACAUGUGCACCAACGCCAGACGGGUGGUCCGCAAGAGCUGGAUCCCCAAACUGAAGCUGCUGAUGGCCGAGAGCGACGCCUACUCCGCCUACCUCCCAGAGAGCGUCAAGACGGAGGAGGACGGGCUGGUGGGGGCGGAGCCAGGCUUCGACCCUGCCUCCCUGGAGUCCAGCGGGGGCUUGGAGGCUGGGGGCGGGCAGUCCUCAGGGGAGGCUCUGUCGGGGGUCGCCGGGGAUGCCACGCCUUUGUUUUGA